This is a messenger RNA of Knipowitschia caucasica, 1455 nucleotides long. The record is from the annotation of a GenBank genome assembly. Lineage: Eukaryota; Metazoa; Chordata; Actinopteri; Gobiiformes; Gobiidae.
AUGGCGUGCGAACCGAACCGUGCGCGGCUCUUGUGCAUGUUGUGUAUGACGGCCGGGUUCUUCGUGGUGGAGGUGGUGGUGAGUCGGAUGACCUCGUCCCUGUCCAUGCUGUCGGACUCCUUCCACAUGCUGUCGGACGUCAUCGCGCUGCUCGUGGCGCUCGUGGCCGUACGGUUUGCAGAGAAGACGCAGUCCACCAGCAAGAACACGUUCGGCUGGAUCCGGGCCGAGGUCAUGGGCGCUCUGGUGAACGCAGUCUUCCUCACUGCUUUGUGCUUCACCAUCGUGCUGGAGGCUGUGGAGCGCUUCACGGAGCCACAUGAGAUCGAGGGGCCCCUGGUGGUGGUCGGAGUGGGGGCCGCAGGGCUCCUGGUGAACCUGCUGGGACUGUGUCUGUUCAGAGGACACGCUGGAGGAGGACACGGACAUUCCCACGGAGGAGGAGGUGGGCACUCUCACGGAGGGAAGAGUCAUAAGAUCAAAGCUCCAAAAGCUGGAGCGUGUGGAGAAGAGACCAACCACCUGGUGACCCACGGCAGCCCAGGAGAGGCCAAGACCGAGCUGGAGUGCAGGGACGUCCCGGAGCUGCAGGCGAAUGGGAGCCCUCACUAUGAGCCUCCGGAGUCUGGUCUGGUGAGCGUGCGGCCGGAGGAGCUGGACAACACUGCGGACGCGUCGCAGCUGAACAUGCGCGGCGUCUUCCUGCACGUUCUGGGCGACGCCUUGGGCUCCGUCAUUGUGGUGGUCACCGCCAUCAUCUUCUACUUCGUCUGGACGCCCUGUGCUGGAGACGAGAACUGUGUUAACCCAUGUGUGGGCGGGCACAGCGCAGACCACCGCCACUUCAACCACACAGUCAUGGACCUGAAGGCGCACCUGGAGGAGGGCGCUCAGGCCGUGCGUAUGUCUGGCCCCUGUUGGGUCUUGUACUUGGACCCCGUGUUGUGCAUCAUCAUGGUGACCAUCCUGCUGUACACCACGUACCCCCUCCUCAAAGAGUCUGCCCUGAUCCUGCUGCAGACCGUCCCCAAACAGAUCAACAUGGACAGUCUGAACGAGCGCCUGCUACGUCUGGACGGCGUGCUGGCCAUCCACGAGCUGCACAUCUGGCAGCUGGCCGGCAGCCGCAUCAUCGCCACGGCGCACAUUAAGUGCCACGACCCCACGGCUUACAUGGACGUGGCCAAGCGCAUCAAGGACUUCUUCCACAACGAGGGGAUCCACGCCACCACCAUCCAGCCCGAGUUUGUGACCUUCAGCUCCGCGAAGGGUGACUCCCAGUGCGAGCUGGCGUGUCGGACGGUCUGCGCGCCCAAGCAGUGCUGCGGCGCCCCCGACAAGAGCGACCCCAAGAACUCUGAGGGCACCUCUCCCAGCACCGUGGAGGUCGUCAAUGAGACAGAGGAGCAGCCUGUCCCCAGGGAGACCAGUGCUGAGGCAGAGUCCUCUCUAUAG